AUGUCAGAAUCCUCUGCUGAUUCCUUCGAUCUCCCGGUAUCUCAGGGCCGGGUGGACAUCGCUGUUCCCAUACGCCGCGGACGUCAACUCGGGAGACACGAUCUGCGGGACCACUUCAGCCCGGAUUCCGACGACGACGGAGAGGACCCUCUGCGCUUGGUUCCUUCUCCUUCUCCUCCUCCUCCUUGGAACCGCAUACCACGUGAUCAGCAGCUGGCUGCUUUCGGUGUUCGACCUGCUGAAAGCGGACAGGCGGAUCAUGCGGCGCGCAGCAGGCGUACGGCGGAUACUGCGCAGGCAGCGGAGGCGGCUGCGGGACCAUCGAGCGUGAACGUCCUCACGCCUCGCCGGAGAGGUGCUAUUACAGCGGCACGGGCGGGAGAUGCGGAAGCGGCAUUGCUGGCAAGACAAAGGGGGAGCGGUGCGAGCGGGCUAGCCGAAUUCUUUAGGCCAGUCACUGCGGAAGCCAUGUACGGAUCGUCCCGCCGAGCGGAGCAUCAACAGCUGGCGGAAGCGCGGCUCGGGCGGCUCUUGGACAAUGCAGCUCCACGACCAGAAGUUCCUUUUGUGUGUGCCGAACGAGCCAAUCGCCGGCGGGUUCGGAUAGCGUCCUCCUCUCCGGACUCGUCGGAAUUCUUCUCAAUUCGGGAUCGGGUCCGUCGUCGACUCACGGGAGACAACGACGACGGCCCUCAGCGGGAGGCACCCGGUCUCCCUGCCCAUCCUCAAGCAGCAGGACCGGGACCGGCAGCGGAGGCAGCGGCUCGGCGGAGGUCUGCCGUGGCGGAUCGGCGCGAGCGGCUGCGAGCCCUGAUAGAAGCACGCGGCGAGCUGGACGGUUCGGACAAUUUGAACCUGGAGCUCCCUGUGCGCCCGAGACCUGUCGGCGCCGGCCUCGGAGAAGCGCGGCGACCAGCCGCAGCCGGCUCAUCAGCCAUUCGUCCGGUCCCAGUACCUCGCAGGCAAGCCGCCGCUGAGCCGUCAGCGGCUCGACCGCAAGUCCGGUUCCAGGAGGAGGCGGUCGUGGAUCUCACGGGGGAUAGCAGUGACGAGGAAGUCGUCUUUGUUGCCGGAAAUGCAGCGGCACCCCGGGCCGCUCCAGCACCACAACGGGGUGGUAAUGCCCACGUAGCACCGCACGCGGCGGCUCGGGAGCGACAGGCGGCGGCGAGAAGGGUAGCAGUACAGCAGGAUCUAGCGGAGCUGGAAGCUGUGCUGGAAAGGCGAAGGGCGCAAGCUCAGCAGCUGCGCGAUCUUGCUCGCGCGGAUAGGGAUCGAUUUGAAGAUCUGCCCGUUGUCCAGGAAGGGGCCGCUCCGCCCGGUCCUAUCCGUCUCGGCGGUGCAGUCUUGCAACAGGGGAAUCGCAGGCUUCAAAUUGUGCCCCAGGCCGAUGAAGCUGCGCGGGGCGGCGAGGCGCUGCAAGCAGAUGCGAGGGCCGCGGGAAGGGCGAAUCGGCGUUGGUUCCUCGACGCCGCACGAGGGGGUCUGGAAGCUCUAUUCGAGCGGGGAGCAGCGGCGGUGGAAGGAGUAGGCGCUGGCGGGCUCUUCUGGGGCGUCCCACCCAACUUUGACGAUCCCCAUGCUCACCGGCACCACGGUGGACCACACCACGCCGGUCAAGCCGGGCCACCCCCUAUCGAUGUCCAAGCCAUCCUCGCGCAAGUCGAGAGCGAGAAACCUGUCUUCCCCUCCCCCUUAUACGGCUUCACCAACAUGUUUGACCUGGAAUCGGCGAAACCUAUCGAGAUUGACGAUAGCGGCGAUAUCGUCAAGAGCAAGAAGAGACCCUUCCUCUCUUGCUUCAUCUGCCACGCGCGGCUCCGGAUGUCGACGACCAACGAGGACGAUCGGAUCUGGUCAUUACGGUGCGGCCACCUCGUCGAUCAGCGGUGUCUCCGCAAAAUCUCCACACCGGUCACGGAGAAGGAGCUCGACUCGGUCCAGCCGCCCAUCAGUGUGCUGCCGGUUCUGGGAGCAGAAAAGAAGGCGGAUAAGCGGAGGAGCAAGGCGAAGUCAAAGAAGGAGCAGCCGAGGGAGUAUACGUGGAAUUGUCCGGCGAAGGGGUGUGGGAAGGAGCACAAGAGCGUCAAGAUGCCGGAGGCGGAGGAGUGGGUGCAGAUGGCAGGGGGUGGGGCGUUCCAGUUGUACACGUAA
Dioszegia hungarica is the source of this 2154-nucleotide messenger RNA. RefSeq lists its product as uncharacterized. The record is from RefSeq and is a predicted model, not a curated record. NCBI's taxonomy places the organism in Eukaryota, Fungi, Basidiomycota, Tremellomycetes, Tremellales, Bulleribasidiaceae. The coding region runs from base 1 to 2154 and encodes 717 amino acids. The transcript has 2 exons.